This is a messenger RNA of Arvicanthis niloticus (Nile rat), 21243 nucleotides long. The record is from RefSeq and is a predicted model, not a curated record. NCBI's taxonomy places the organism in Eukaryota, Metazoa, Chordata, Mammalia, Rodentia, Muridae.
AUGGUGGAGAGGGGAGGUACAGCAAGCUCAUCUGUGCACAGUACGACUGGACCACCCAGUACUUCAGAAAAAGCCGCCCAUGUUCCAGAAGCGACUCCCACAUAUUCAGAAGCAAAUGAAGUUGCUGGUGAAGCAGCUACGUGGGGCAAGGGCACGUACAAAGCUCUCAAUGGCCGCAUCUUUUCCUUCGAGUCUGAGUGCACAUUCACUUUCUGCCGCGAUUGUGCUGAGUCUGGAGGAGGAGACUUCAAUAUUGAGAUCCAGAGGCACAAGAAUGGCGAUAUUGAAGAAAUCAAAGCUCUGAUCGAUGACGUUGGGAUCUUGGUUGUGCAGAAUACUAUUUAUGUCAAUGAAGAAAGGGCACAGAUACCAUUAAGCAAUAAGAUGAUUCAUAUUAAGAAGCAAGGUGAUCACUAUGUUCUCAAAACCCGCAGAAGAAUCUUGUCUCUAAGGUGGGGCAAGGACAAACUCUCACUCACUCUUUACAGCCAGUAUAUAACCUGUGGUAUCUGCGGAAACUUCAGCAGUGUCCCAGGUGAAGAUAUUAAUGAACACAUUGCCAACAGCAAAAUUUCCAAUGACUGCCCCCGUGCUUUGAGCAGGAGCAAUGAAGUCUGUGAGGACGGAGUCCAGUAUUGUGACAAAAUUAUUGGAACAUACUUUGAGAAAUGUGCGAAAGUUUCCCCUUUAGUGAGUGGGUACAAAAACGUGUGUGUUGAUGAGUACUGUAGAACCGGAGGGGGCAAGCAGGCUACAUGUGACACCUACUCGGAACUAGCCCGCCUGUGUGCCUAUGAUGGUCCUGGCGUCUUUGAACACUGGCGAGAUGACUCUGCUGUGGUUUGUGCAAAGCAACAAUGUCCAGGGAAGCACAUCUACAAAGAAUGUGGACCUGCAAACCCUCCAACAUGCUCAAAUGUGGCUCCAUUCCAAGACAGUGAAUGUGUGAGUGGCUGCACCUGUCCAGAAGGUUACCUAUUGGAUGACAUUAGAGAGAAAGGAAAGUGUGUAUUAAAGGAAAAAUGUCCCUGUGAAUCUAAUGGAAAAGUGUAUAAGCCAGGAGAAGUCCGACAAGGCCCCUGUGGCUCUCAAUGCACAUGCCAAGAAGCUAAGUGGUCUUGUACCGAAGCCCGAUGUCCUGGGAGAUGUAAAGUGGAAGGGAGCUCAUUUACCACUUUUGAUGACAAUAAAUUCAGCCACCCUGGAGACUGUCACUUCUUGGCUGUCCAUAAUGAUGAAAUUUCUAUUAGCGUGGAGAUCCACCCAUGCGGGGGUGGUCAGACAGGAUCAUGCUUAACCAGUGUUAUGGUUCUUCUGAAUUCUUCUACUUCAGGUAACAGAUUUGUGUUUAAUCGUGAUGGGACAGUCACAAAGGAUGGAGUAAUAAUUAAAGGUUAUUACUAUUCAGAUGGUGUGCAGAUCUUCAAUUCAUCUUCUUUAUACAUGCAAGCAGAAAUACUCUCUCAUAUAAAGAUGCAAAUACAAAUGGCUCCUAAGAUGCAGUUGUAUGUGUCCUUGGCUCCUGACACAGCCACAGACACUGUAGGUCUUUGUGGUUCCUUCAACAAUAAGGCAGAAGAUGAUUUCAUGUCAAGUCAGAAAAUUCUGGAGAGCACAGCUCAGGCGUUUGCUAACUCCUGGGAGAUGAUGCCUUGCCCUAAGGGAAGCCCCUCUUCCUGUGUCAGCAUUGAAACAGAGAAGUUUGCUGAAAGUAACUGUGAGAUUCUUCUCAGUUCAAGUGGGCCUUUUGCUGCCUGUCAUCAAACUGUGAACCCCAAAUUCUAUCAUGAGGAAUGCAAAAAAUAUACGUGCUCCUGUGAAGACAGUCAGGAUUGCCUGUGUACAGUUUUAGGGAACUAUGUAAAAGCAUGUGCUGAAAAAGAAACAUACCUCGUGGGAUGGAGAGACGGGCUGUGUGAGGUGUCUUGUCCAACUGGUCUUGUUUUCAACUACAAAGUGAAAACCUGCAACAGUUCUUGUCGAUCGCUGUCGGCACGAGACCGAAGCUGCGAUGUAGAAGACCUUCCGGUUGACGGAUGCACUUGCCCCGACGGAAUGUACCAGAAUAAUGAAGGGAACUGUGUAGAGAAAUCUGAGUGUGACUGCUAUGUUAAUGAUGAGAUUGUGCAACCAGGCAAAUCCAUCCUUAUUGAUGACAAUAAAUGUGUCUGUCAGGAUGGAUUGCUUCAUUGCCAAACCCCCCUUGAUUUAACUCUACAAAACUGUUCCAGAGGGGCUGAAUAUAUAGACUGCAAAGAUCCCAAGGCACAGAGAAGGACUGAAAGGACAUGUGCUACCCGAAACAUACCCGAUUUUGAGGGUGACUUGCCUUGCAAACGUGGGUGCUACUGUCCUGUAGGAAUGGUCCGUAAUUCUAAAGGGAUAUGUAUACAUCCUGAUGACUGCCCCUGCUCUUUUGGUGACAGAGAAUAUGAACAAGGAAGUGUUACUUCUGUUGGCUGCAAUGAGUGUACUUGCAUAAAAGGGUCUUGGAACUGUACCCAAAAUGAGUGUCAGUCAACUUGCCAUGUCUACGGAGAAGGACAUUUUAGAACUUUUGAUGGAGAAACUUACAGCUUUGAUGGGCUCUGCCAGUAUACAUUCCUUGAGGAUUACUGUGGCCAAGAAAAUGGCACAUUCCGUAUUUUAAUCGAGAGUGUCCCUUGCUGUGAAAAUGGGCUCACCUGCUCCAGAAAAAUCAUCGUGGCUCUCCAGGAUCAGAACAUCAUCUUACAAGAUGGCAAAGUAACAGCAGUUCAAACUGCUGAAAGUACGGAUUGCAGCGAGCGCAGUGCAAACUUGUACUCAAUCCACACAGUCGGCCUGUAUCUGAUUGUUAAGCUUCUGAAUGGAAUCAUCCUGAUUUGGGAUAAAUACACAAAAGUAUCUGUUAUCCUGGACCCAAGCUGGCAGAACAAAGUGUGUGGUCUUUGUGGAAAUAACAAUGGUGAUCUUAAGGAUGACUUCACAACAAGGCACUCUUCAGUAGCUUCAGGAACACUGGAAUUUGCAAACAGCUGGAAAACAACUCAGGAGUGUUCAGAUACAAUAACUCAAAGCUUCCCGUGUGAUUCGAACCCAUACUGCAAAGCCUGGGCUGAGAAGAAAUGUGAGAUUAUCAGGGAUAACACCUUCAGAGACUGCCACAGCAAGGUGGACCCCACGACUUACUACAAUGCAUGUAUUGAAGAAGCCUGUUCAUGUGACAUGGAAGGGAAGUACCUUGGCUUCUGUACUGCUGUGGCAAUGUAUGCAGAGGCGUGCAAUGCAGCCGGAGUCUGUGUCUCGUGGAGAAAGCCAAAUCUUUGCCCUGUGUAUUGUGACUACUACAACGCCCCUGGGGAGUGCAGCUGGCACUACGAACCCUGUGGUACAGUGACAGCCAAAACGUGCAAAGAUCAGGUUAUUGGCCAGAGGUUGUCUUCACUUUUAGAAGGUUGUUAUGCCAAGUGUCCAGAAAAUGCACCCUACCUGGACGAGAACACUAUGAAAUGUGUCCAAUUAUCCCAGUGUAGCUGCUUCUACAACGAUGUCAUACCAGCAGGGGGCGCUGUUGUGGAUGACUGUGGAAGAACAUGCUCCUGUUCUGCCGGCGAGUUGGAUUGCAGCGAAACUCCUACAAAUUCAACGACAACAGAUUCCUCAACUAACCUGUUUUUCUACAUCCUAUGUUCCCACACAGUUUCUACGGCCACGACUACUUCUGUAUUAAGCACAUCCGCCGUGACAACGAGGGCCAGCAGCUCCACCUCAGGGACAGUGGAAACAACAGAGCUUCUGGAUAGCACAGACAGUGCAGGCUCCACUGCUGCAAUAGCUGUCACCACACAAGCAGCCUCUCCUGAAACCUCAGCUCCAGCCUCCACAGCUUCAGGGCACUCCACCACAGCAGGCCCUGCUGCAAACUCAGCUCCUGCUGCCUCCACAACUGAAAGAGCUGGCCCCACAGAAGGCCCAGAUGUCACCUCAGCUCCUGCUAGUUCCACAUCUGGGAGAACUGCCACUACCACCAACACAGUCAAUUCAACUAGAUUAUCUGCUCCUGCUGCCUCCACAUCUGCAGGGGAAGGCACUUCAGCUGCCCCUAAUGGAACUCCAGCUCCUGUUUCCACAGCUGGAAAAGGAAGUAGCCCAACAGGAUCCAGUGCAACAAGCACAGGUCCUGCUGUCUCCUCAGCUAGGGCUACUGGCAGCACAGAAGCACCUGCUGCUGGAAGCUCCUCUGCUGCUUCACCUGCUGCACCCACUGCUGGAACAAAUGUCCCAAGUGCUGCCUCUAGUGCAACCUCAGCUCCUGUCUUCUCCACAUCUGGACAAAGUAGCACCCCACCAGCAGGAACUGUAGGCACCUCACACACUGAAUCCUCAAAUGUUGCAAUAGCUGGCACCACCACAGCAGGCUAUCCUGAAACCUCAGCUCAGGCCUCCACAGCUGCAGGACACUCCACCACAGCAGGCCCUGCUGCAAGCUCAGCUUCUGCUUCCUCACAAACAGAAACUGCUGGCUUCAGAAGAGUCCCAGCUGUCACCUCAGCUCCUGCUAGUUCCACAUCUGGGAGAGCUGCCACUACCACCACCACCACCACCACAACCACCACAGAAGCUUCUGCUGGAUCCUCUGCUCCUGCUAGUUCCACAACUGGGAGAGCUGCCACUACCACCACCACCAUCAGGACCACCAACACCAUAGAAGCUUCUGCUGGAUCCUCUGCUCCUGCUGCCUCCACAUCUGCAGGGGAAGGCACCCCAGCUGCCCCUAAUGGAAGUCCAGCUCCUGCUUCCACAGCUGGAGAAGGAGGUAGCCCAACAGGUUCCAGUGCAACAAGCACAGGUCCUGCUGUCUCCUCAGCUAGGGCUACUGGCAGCACAGAAGCACCUGCUGCUGGAAGCUCCUCUGCUGCUUCACCUGCUGCACCCACUGCUGGAACAAAUGUCCCAAGUGCUGCCUCUAGUGCAACCUCAGCUCCUGUCUUCUCCACAUCUGGACAAAGUGGCACCCCACCAGCAGGAACUCUGCAGGACACUCCACCACAGCAGGCCCUGCUGCAAUCUCAGUUCCUGCUGCCUCCACAACUGAAAGAGUUGGCCCCAGAGCAGUCACAGAUGUCUCCUCAGCUCCUGCUAGUUCCACAUCUGGGAGAACUGCCACUACCACCAACACGGUCCCUUUGGCUAGAUCAUCUGUUCCUGCUGCCUCCCCAUCUGCAGGGGAAGGCACUUCAGGUGCCCCUAAUGGAAGUCCAUCUCCUGCUUCCACAGCUGGAAAAGGAAGUAGCCCAACAGGUUCCAGUGCAACAAGCACAGGUCCUGCUGUCUCCUCAGCUAGGGCUACUGGGAGCACAGCAGCACCUGCUGCUGGAAGCUCCUCUGCUGCUUCACCUGCUGCACCCACUGCUGGAACAAAUGUCCCAAGUGCUGCCUCUAGUGCAACCUCAGCUCCUGUCUCCUCCACAUCUGGACAAAGUAGAACCCAAGCAGCAGGACAAUCCAGCACCUCAGCCACUGCAGCCUCCACUGCAGGCAGAGCAGGCACCACCACAGCAGCCUCUCCUAAAACCUCAGCUCAGGCCUCCACAGCUGCAGGACACUCCACCACAGCAGGCCCUGCUGCAAGCUCAGCCCCUGCUUCCUCACAAACAGAAACUGCUGGCUUCAGAAAAGUCCCAGCUGUCACCUCAGCUCCUGCUACCUGCUGCCUCCACAUCUGCAGGGGAAGGCACUUCAGCUGCCCCUAAUGGAACUCCAGCUCCUGCUUCCACAGUUCGAGAAGGAGGUAGCCCAACAGGUUCCAGUGCAACAAGCACAGGUCCUGCUGUCUCCUCAGUUGGGGCAACUGGCAGAACAGCAGCAACUGCUGCUGGAAGCUCCUCUGCUGCUAUUCCCGCUGCACCCACAGCUGACUCAAGUGUCCUGAUGGUUGUGUCUAGAUCAACUUCAGCUCCUGUCUCCUCCACAUCUGGACAAAGUGGCACCCCACCAGCAGGAACUGUAGGCACCUCACACACCGAAUCUUCCACUGCUGCAAUAGCUGGCACCACCACAGCAGCCUCUCAAGAAUCCUCAGCUCCAUCCUCCACAGCUGCAGGGCACUCCACCACAGCAGGCCCUGGUGCAAACUCAGCUUCUGCUUCCUCACAAACAGAAAGUGCUGCCUUAAGAAGAGUCCCAGCUGUAACCUCAGCUCCUGCUAGUUCCACAUCUGGGAGAGCUGCCACCACCACCACCACCACAAACACCACGGAAGCUUCUGCUGGAUCCUCUGCUCCUGCUAGUUCCACAACUGGGAGAGCUGCCCCUACCACCGCCACCAUCAGGACCACCAACACCAUAGAAGCUUCUGCUGGAUCCUCUGCUCCUGCUGCCUCCACAUCUGCAGGGGAAGGCAGCCCAGCUGCCCCUAAUAGAAGUCCAGCUCCUGCUUCCACAGCUGGAGAAGGAGGUAGCCCAACAGGUUCCAGUGCAACAAGCACAGGUCCUGCUGUCUCCUCAGCUAGGGCUACUGGCAGCACAGAAGCACCUGCUGCUGGAAGCUCCUCUGCUGCUUCACCUGCUGCACCCACUGCUGGAACAAAUGUCCCAAGUGCUGCCUCUAGUGCAACCUCAGCUCCUGUCUCCUCCACAUCUGGACAAAGUGGCACCCAAGCAGCAGGACAAUCCAGCACCUCAGCCACUGCAGCCUCCACUGCAGGCAGAGCAGGCAACACCACAGCAGCCUCUCCUGAAACCUCAGCUCAGGCCUCCACAGCUGCAGGACACUCCACCACAGCAGGCCCUGCUACAAGCUCAGCCCCUGCUUCCUCACAAACAGAAAGUGCUGUCUUCAGAAGAGUCCCAGCUGUCACCUCAGCUCCUGCUAGUUCCACAUCUGGGAGAGCUGCCACUACCACCACCACCACAAACACCACAGAAGCUUCUGCUGGAUCCUCUGCUCCUGCUGCCUCCACAUCUGCAGGGGAAGGCACUUCAGCUGCCCCUAAUGGAACUCCAGCUCCUGCUUCCACAGUUCGAGAAGGAGGUAGCCCAACAGGUUCCAGUGCAACAAGCACAGGUCCUGCUGUCUCCUCAUUUGGGGCAACUGGCAGAACAGCAGCAACUGCUGCUGGAAGCUCCUCUGCUGCUAUUCCCGCUGCACCCACAGCUGACUCAAGUGUCCUGAUGGUUGUGUCUAGAUCAACUUCAGCUCCUGUCUCCUCCACAUCUGGACAAAGUGGCACCCCACCAGCAGGAACUGUAGGCACCUCACACACCGAAUCCUCCACUGUUGCAAUAGCUGGCACCACCACAGCAGCCUCUCAAGAAUCCUCAGCUCCAUCCUCCACAGCUGCAGGGCACUCCACCACAGCAGGCCCUGGUGCAAACUCAGCUUCUGCUUCCUCACAAACAGAAAGUGCUGCCUUAAGAAGAGUCCCAGUUGUCACUUCAGCUCCUGCUAGUUCCACAUCUGGGAGAGCUGCCACCACCACCACCACCACAACCACCACAGAAACUUCUGCUGGAUCCUCUGCUCCUGCUAGUUCCACAACUGGGAGAGCUGCCACUACCACCACCACCAUCAGGACCACCAACACCAUAGAAGCUUCUGCUGGAUCCUCUGCUCCUGCUGCCUCCACAUCUGCAGGUGAAGGCACCCCAGCUGCCCCUAAUGGAAGUCCAGCUCCUGCUUCCACAGCUGGAGAAAUAGGUAGCCCAACAGGUUCCAGUGCAACAAGCACAGGUCCUGCUGUCUCCUCAGCUAGGGCUACUGGCAGCACAGAAGCACCUGCUGCUGGAAGCUCCUCUGCUGCUUCACCUGCUGCACCCACUGCUGGAACAAAUGUCCCAAGUGCUGCCUCUAGUGCAACCUCAGCUCCUGUCUCCUCCACAUCUGGACAAAGUGGCACCCAAGCAGCAGGACAAUCCAGCACCUCAGCCACUGCAGCCUCCACUGCAGGCAGAGCAGGCACCACCACAGCAGCCUCACCUGAAACCUCAGCUCAGGCCUCCACAGCUGCAGGACUCUCCACCACAGCAGGCCCUGCUACAAGCUCAGCCCCUGCUUCCUCACAAACAGAAAGUGCUGUCUUCAGAAAAGUCCCAGCUGUCACCUCAGCUCCUGCUAGUUCCACAUCUCGGAGAGCUGCCACUACCAACACCACCACAAACACCACAGAAGCUUCUGCUGGAUCCUCUGCUCCUGCUGCCUCCACAUCUGCAGGGGAAGGCACUUCAGCUGCCCCUAAUGGAACUCCAGCUCCUGCUUCCACAGUUCGAGAAGGAGGUAGCCCAACAGGUUCCAGUGCAACAAGCACAGGUCCUGCUGUCUCCUCAGUUGGGGCAACUGGCAGAACAGCAGCAACUGCUGCUGGAAGCUCCUCUGCUGCUAUUCCCGCUGCACCCACAGCUGACUCAAGUGUCCUGAUGGUUGUGUCUAGAUCAACUUCAGCUCCUGUCUCCUCCACAUCUGGACAAAGUGGCACCCCACCAGCAGGAACUGUAGGCACCUCACACACCGAAUCCUCCACUGUUGCAAUAGCUGGCACCACCACAGCAGCCUCUCAAGAAUCCUCAGCUCCAUCCUCCACAGCUGCAGGGCACUCCACCACAGCAGGCCCUGGUGCAAGCUCAGCUUCUGCUUCCUCACAAACAGAAAGUGCUGCCUUAAGAAGAGUCCCAGCUGUAACCUCAGCUCCUGCUAGUUCCACAUCUGGGAGAGCUGCCACCACCACCACCACCACCACCACCACCACCACCACAGAAGCUUCUGCUGGAUCCUCUGCUCCUGCUAGUUCCACAACUGGGAGAGCUGCCCCUACCACCGCCACCAUCAGGACCACCAACACCAUAGAAGCUUCUGCUGGAUCCUCUGCUCCUGCUGCCUCCACAUCUGCAGGGGAAGGCACCCCAGCUGCCCCUAAUGGAAGUCCAGCUCCUGCUUCCACAACUGGAGAAGGAGGUAGCCCAACAGGUUCCAGUGCAACAAGCACAGGUCCUGCUGUCUCCUCAGCUAGGGCUACUGGCAGCACAGAAGCACCUGCUGCUGGAAGCUCCUCUGCUGCUUCACCUGCUGCACCCACUGCUGGAACAAAUGUCCCAAGUGCUGCCUCUAGUGCAACCUCAGCUCCUGUCUCCUCCACAUCUGGACAAAGUGGCACCCAAGCAGCAGGACAAUCCAGCACCUCAGCCACUGCAGCCUCCACUGCAGGCAGAGCAGGAACCACCACAGCAGCCUCUCCUGAAACCUCAGCUCAGGCCUCCACAGCUGCAGGACACUCCACCACAGCAGGCCCUGCUGCAAGCUCAGCCCCUGCUUCCUCACAAACAGAAACUCCUGCUGCCUCCACAUCUGCAGGGGAAGGCACUUCAGCUGCCCCUAAUGGAACUCCAGCUCCUGCUUCCACAGUUCGAGAAGGAGGUAGCCCAACAGGUUCCAGUGCAACAAGCACAGGUCCUGCUGUCUCCUCAGUUGGGGCAACUGGCAGAACAGCAGCAACUGCUGCUGGAAGCUCUUCUGCUGCUAUUCCCGCUGCACCCACAGCUGACUCAAGUGUCCUGAUGGUUGUGUCUAGAUCAACUUCAGCUCCUGUCUCCUCCACAUCUGGACAAAGUGGCACCCCACCAGCAGGAACUGUAGGCACCUCACACACCGAAUCCUCCACUGUUGCAAUAGCUGGCACCACCACAGCAGCCUCUCAAGAAUCCUCAGCUCCAUCCUCCACAGCUUCAGGGCACUCCACCACAGCAGGCCCUGCUGCAAGCUCAGCUUCUGCUUCCUCACAAACAGAAAGUGCUGUCUUCAGAAGAGUCCCAGUUGUAACCUCAGCUCCUGCUAGUUCCACAUCUGGGAGAGCUGCCACCACCACCAACACCACCACCACCACCACCACCACAGAAGCUUCUGCUGGAUCCUCUGCUCCUGCUAGUUCCACAACUGGGAGAGCUGCCCCUACCACCGCCACCAUCAGGACCACCAACACCAUAGAAGCUUCUGCUGGAUCCUCUGCUCCUGCUGCCUCCACAUCUGCAGGGGAAGGCAGCCCAGCUGCCCCUAAUGGAAGUCCAGCUCCUGCUUCCACAGCUGGACAAGGAAGUAGCCCAACAGGUUCCAGUGCAACAAGCACAGGUCCUGCUGUCUCCUCAGCUAGGGCUACUGGCAGCACAGAAGCACCUGCUGCUGGAAGCUCCUCUGCUGCUUCACCUGCUGCACCCACUGCUGGAACAAAUGUCCCAAGUGCUGCCUCUAGUGCAGCUCCUGUCUCCUCCACAUCUGGACAAAGUGGCACCCAAGCAGCAGGACAAUCCAGCACCUCAGCCACUGCAGCCUCCACUGCAGGCAGAGCAGGCACCACCAUAGCAGCCUCUCCUGAAACCUCAGCUCAGGCCUCCACAGCUGCAGGACUCUCCACCACAGCAGGCCCUGCUACAAGCUCAGCCCCUGCUUCCUCACAAACAGAAAGUGCUGUCUUCAGAAGAGUCCCAGCUGUCACCUCAGCUCCUGCUAGUUCCACAUCUGGGAGAGCUGCCACUACCACCACCACCACAAACACUACAGAAGCUUCUGCUGGAUCCUCUGCUCCUGCUGCCUCCACAUCUGCAGGGGAAGGCACUUCAGCUGCCCCUAAUGGAACUCCAGCUCCUGCUUCCACAGUUCGAGAAGGAGGUAGCCCAACAGGUUCCAGUGCAACAAGCACAGGUCCUGCUGUCUCCUCAUUUGGGGCAACUGGCAGAACAGCAGCAACUGCUGCUGGAAGCUCCUCUGCUGCUAUUCCCGCUGCACCCACAGCUGACUCAAGUGUCCUGAUGGUUGUGUCUAGAUCAACUUCAGCUCCUGUCUCCUCCACAUCUGGACAAAGUGGCACCCAAGCAGCAGGACAAUCCAGCACCUCACACACUGCAGACUCCACUGCAGGCAGAGCAGGCACCACCACAGCAGCCUCUCCUGAAACCACAGCUCAGGCCUCCACAGCUGCAGGACACUCCACCACAGCAGGCCCUGCUGCAAGCUCAGCCCCUGCUUCCUCACAAACAGAAAGUGCUGUCUUCAGAAGAGUUCCAGCUGUCACCUCAGCUCCUGCUAGUUCCACAUCUCGGAGAGCUGCCACUACCAACACCACCACAAACACCACAGAAGCUUCUGCUGGAUCCUCUGCUCCUGCUGCCUCCACAUCUGCAGGGGAAGGCACUUCAGCUGCCCCUAAUGGAACUCCAGCUCCUGCUUCCACAGUUCGAGAAGGAGGUAGCCCAACAGGUUCCAGUGCAACAAGCACAGGUCCUGCUGUCUCCUCAGUUGGGGCAACUGGCAGAACAGCAGCAACUGCUGCUGGAAGCUCCUCUGCUGCUAUUCCCGCUGCACCCACAGCUGACUCAAGUGUCCUGAUGGUUGUGUCUAGAUCAACUUCAGCUCCUGUCUCCUCCACAUCUGGACAAAGUGGCACCCCACCAGCAGGAACUGUAGGCACCUCACACACCGAAUCCUCCACUGUUGCAAUAGCUGGCACCACCACAGCAGCCUCUCAAGAAUCCUCAGCUCCAUCCUCCACAGCUGCAGGGCACUCCACCACAGCAGGCCCUGCUGCAAACUCAGCUUCUGCUUCCUCACAAACAGAAAGUGCUGUCUUCAGAAGAGUCCCAGCUGUCACCUCAGCUCCUGCUAGUUCCACAUCUGGGAGAGCUGCCACCACCACCACCACCACCACCACCACAGAAGCUUCUGCUGGAUCCUCUGCUCCUGCUAGUUCCACAACUGGGAGAGCUGCCCCUACCACCGCCACCAUCAGGACCACCAACACCAUAGAAGCUUCUGCUGGAUCCUCUGCUCCUGCUGCCUCCACAUCUGCAGGUGAAGGCACCCCAGCUGCCCCUAAUGGAAGUCCAGCUCCUGCUUCCACAGCUGGAGAAGGAGGUAGCCCAACAGGUUCCAGUGCAACAAGCACAGGUCCUGCUGUCUCCUCAGCUAGGGCUACUGGCAGCACAGAAGCACCUGCUGCUGGAAGCUCCUCUGCUGCUUCACCUGCUGCACCCACUGCUGGAACAAAUGUCCCAAGUGCUGCCUCUAGUGCAACCUCAGCUCCUGUCUCCUCCACAUCUGGACAAAGUGGCACCCAAGCAGCAGGACAAUCCAGCACCUCAGCCACUGCAGCCUCCACUGCAGGCAGAGCAGGCACCACCACAGCAGCCUCUCCUGAAACCUCAGCUCAGGCCUCCACAGCUGCAGGACUCUCCACCACAGCAGGCCCUGCUGCAAGCUCAGCCCCUGCUUCCUCACAAACAGAAACUCCUGCUGCCUCCACAUCUGCAGGGGAAGGCACUUCAGCUGCCCCUAAUGGAACUCCAGCUCCUGCUUCCACAGUUCGAGAAGGAGGUAGCCCAACAGGUUCCAGUGCAACAAGCACAGGUCCUGCUGUCUCCUCAGUUGGGGCAACUGGCAGAACAGCAGCAACUGCUGCUGGAAGCUCCUCUGCUGCUAUUCCCGCUGCACCCACAGCUGACUCAAGUGUCCUGAUGGUUGUGUCUAGAUCAACUUCAGCUCCUGUCUCCUCCACAUCUGGACAAAGUGGCACCCCACCAGCAGGAACUGUAGGCACCUCACACAGCGAAUCCUCCACUGUUGCAAUAGCUGACACCACCACAGCAGCCUCUCAAGAAUCCUCAGCUCCAUCCUCCACAGCUGCAGGGCACUCCACCACAGCAGGCCCUGGUGCAAACUCAGCUUCUGCUUCCUCACAAACAGAAAGUGCUGCCUUAAGAAGAGUCCCAGUUGUCACCUCAGCUCCUGCUAGUUCCACAUCUGGGAGAGCUGCCACCACCACCACCACCACCACCACCACAACCACCACAGAAGCUUCUGCUGGAUCCUCUGCUCCUGCUAGUUCCACAACUGGGAGAGCUGCCACUACCACCACCACCAUCAGGACCACCAACACCAUAGAAGCUUCUGCUGGAUCCUCUGCUCCUGCUGCCUCCACAUCUGCAGGUGAAGGCACCCCAGCUGCCCCUAAUGGAAGUCCAGCUCCUGCUUCCACAGCUGGAGAAAUAGGUAGCCCAACAGGUUCCAGUGCAACAAGCACAGGUCCUGCUGUCUCCUCAGCUAGGGCUACUGGCAGCACAGAAGCACCUGCUGCUGGAAGCUCCUCUGCUGCUUCACCUGCUGCACCCACUGCUGGAACAAAUGUCCCAAGUGCUGCCUCUAGUGCAACCUCAGCUCCUGUCUCCUCCACAUCUGGACAAAGUGGCACCCAAGCAGCAGGACAAUCCAGCACCUCAGCCACUGCAGCCUCCACUGCAGGCAGAGCAGGCACCACCACAGCAGCCUCCCCUGAAACCUCAGCUCAGGCCUCCACAGCUGCAGGACACUCCACCACAGCAGGCCCUGCUGCAAGCUCAGCCCCUGCUUCCUCACAAACAGAAACUCCUGCUGCCUCCACAUCUGCAGGGGAAGGCACUUCAGCUGCCCCUAAUGGAACUCCAGCUCCUGCUUCCACAGUUCGAGAAGGAGGUAGCCCAACAGGUUCCAGUGCAACAAGCACAGGUCCUGCUGUCUCCUCAGUUGGGGCAACUGGCAGAACAGCAGCAACUGCUGCUGGAAGCUCCUCUGCUGCUAUUCCCGCUGCACCCACAGCUGACUCAAGUGUCCUGAUGGUUGUGUCUAGAUCAACUUCAGCUCCUGUCUCCUCCACAUCUGGACAAAGUGGCACCCCACCAGCAGGAACUGUAGGCACCUCACACACCGAAUCCUCCACUGUUGCAAUAGCUGACACCACCACAGCAGCCUCUCAAGAAUCCUCAGCUCCAUCCUCCACAGCUGCAGGGCACUCCACCAUAGCAGGCCCUGGUGCAAACUCAGCUUCUGCCUCCUCACAAACAGAAAGUGCUGCCUUAAGAAGAGUCCCAGUUGUCACCUCAGCUCCUGCUAGUUCCACAUCUGGGAGAGCUGCCACCACCACCACCACCACCACCACCACCACAACCACCACAGAAGCUUCUGCUGGAUCCUCUGCUCCUGCUAGUUCCACAACUGGGAGAGCUGCCACUACCACCGCCACCAUCAGGACCACCAACACCAUAGAAGCUUCUGCUGGAUCCUCUGCUCCUGCUGCCUACACAUCUGCAGGUGAAGGCACCCCAGCUGCCCCUAAUGGAAGUCCAGCUCCUGCUUCCACAGCUGGAGAAGGAGGUAGCCCAACAGGUUCCAGUGCAACAAGCACAGGUCCUGCUGUCUCCUCAGCUAGGGCUACUGGCAGCACAGAAGCACCUGCUGCUGGAAGCUCCUCUGCUGCUUCACCUGCUGCACCCACUGCUGGAACAAAUGUCCCAAGUGCUGCCUCUAGUGCAACCUCAGCUCCUGUCUCCUCCACAUCUGGACAAAGUGGCACCCAAGCAGCAGGACAAUCCAGCACCUCAGCCACUGCAGCCUCCACUGCAGGCAGAGCAGGCACCACCACAGCAGCCUCUCCUGAAACCUCAGCUCAGGCCUCCACAGCUGCAGGACUCUCCACCACAGCAGGCCCUGCUGCAAGCUCAGCCCCUGCUUCCUCACAAACAGAAAGUGCUGUCUUCAGAAGAGUCCCAGCUGUCACCUCAGCUCCUGCUAGUUCCACAUCUGGGAGAGCUGCCACUACCACCACCACCACAAACACCACAGAAGCUUCUGCUGGAUCCUCUGCUCCUGCUGCCUCCACAUCUGCAGGGGAAGGCACUUCAGCUGCCCCUAAUGGAACUCCAGCUCCUGCUUCCACAGUUCGAGAAGGAGGUAGCCCAACAGGUUCCAGUGCAACAAGCACAGGUCCUGCUGUCUCCCCAGUUGGGGCAACUGGCAGAACAGCAGCAACUGCUGCUGGAAGCUCCUCUGCUGCUAUUCCCGCUGCACCCACAGCUGACUCAAGUGUCCUGAUGGUUGUGUCUAGAUCAACUUCAGCUCCUGUCUCCUCCACAUCUGGACAAAGUGGCACCCCACCAGCAGGAACUGUAGGCACCUCACACACCGAAUCCUCCACUGUUGCAAUAGCUGACACCACCACAGCAGCCUCUCAAGAAUCCUCAGCUCCAUCCUCCACAGCUGCAGGGCACUCCACCAUAGCAGGCCCUGCUGCAAGCUCAGCUUCUGCUUCCUCACAAACAGAAAGUGCUGCCUUAAGAAGAGUCCCAGUUGUCACCUCAGCUCCUGCUAGUUCCACAUCUGGGAGAGCUGCCACCACCACCACCACCACCACCACCACAACCACCACAGAAGCUUCUGCUGGAUCCUCUGCUCCUGCUAGUUCCACAACUGGGAGAGCUGCCACUACCACCACCACCAUCAGGACCACCAACACCAUAGAAGCUUCUGCUGGAUCCUCUGCUCCUGCUGCCUCCACAUCUGCAGGUGAAGGCACCCCAGCUGCCCCUAAUGGAAGUCCAGCUCCUGCUUCCACAGCUGGAGAAAUAGGUAGCCCAACAGGUUCCAGUGCAACAAGUACAGGUCCUGCUGUCUCCUCAGCUAGGGCUACUGGCAGCACAGAAGCACCUGCUGCUGGAAGCUCCUCUGCUGCUUCACCUGCUGCACCCACUGCUGGAACAAAUGUCCCAAGUGCUGCCUCUAGUGCAACCUCAGCUCCUGUCUCCUCCACAUCUGGACAAAGUGGCACCCAAGCAGCAGGACAAUCCAGCACCUCAGCCACUGCAGCCUCCACUGCAGGCAGAGCAGGAACCACCACAGCAGCCUCUCCUGAAACCUCCGCUCAGGCCUCCACAGCUGCAGGACACUCCACCACAGCAGGCCCUGCUGCAAGCUCAGCCCCUGCUUCCUCACAAACAGAAACUCCUGCUGCCUCCACAUCUGCAGGGGAAGGCACUUCAGCUGCCCCUAAUGGAACUCCAGCUCCUGCUUCCACAGUUCGAGAAGGAGGUAGCCCAACAGGUUCCAGUGCAACAAGCACAGGUCCUGCUGUCUCCUCAGUUGGGGCAACUGGCAGAACAGCAGCAACUGCUGCUGGAAGCUCCUCUGCUGCUAUUCCCGCUGCACCCACAGCUGACUCAAGUGUCCUGAUGGUUGUGUCUAGAUCAACUUCAGCUCCUGUCUCCUCCACAUCUGGACAAAGUGGCACCCCACCAGCAGGAACUGUAGGCACCUCACACACCGAAUCCUCCACUGUUGCAAUAGCUGACACCACCACAGCAGCCUCUCAAGAAUCCUCAGCUCCAUCCUCCACAGCUGCAGGGCACUCCACCAUAGCAGGCCCUGGUGCAAACUCAGCUUCUGCUUCCUCACAAACAGAAAGUGCUGCCUUAAGAAGAGUCCCAGUUGUCACCUCAGCUCCUGCUAGUUCCACAUCUGGGAGAGCUGCCACCACCACCACCACCACCACCACCACAACCACCACAGAAGCUUCUGCUGGAUCCUCUGCUCCUGCUAGUUCCACAACUGGGAGAGCUGCCACUACCACCACCACCAUCAGGACCACCAACACCAUAGAAGCUUCUGCUGGAUCCUCUGCUCCUGCUGCCUCCACAUCUGCAGGGGAAGGCACCCCAGCUGCCCCUAAUGGAAGUCCAGCUCCUGCAUCCACAGCUGGAGAAAUAGGUAGCCCAACAGGUUCCAGUGCAACAAGCACAGGUCCUGCUGUCUCCUCAGCUAGGGCUACUGGCAGCACAGAAGCACCUGCUGCUGGAAGCUCCUCUGCUGCUUCACCUGCUGCACCCACUGCUGGAACAAAUGUCCCAAGUGCUGCCUCUAGUGCAACCUCAGCUCCUGUCUCCUCCACAUCUGGGCAAAGUGGCACCCAAGCAGCAGGACAAUCCAGCACCUCAGCCACUGCAGCCUCCACUGCAGGCAGAGCAGGAACCACCACAGCAGCCUCUCCUGAAACCUCCGCUCAGGCCUCCACAGCUGCAGGACACUCCACCACAGCAGGCCCUGCUGCAAGCUCAGCCCCUGCUUCCUCACAAACAGAAACUCCUGCUGCCUCCACAUCUGCAGGGGAAGGCACUUCAGCUGCCCCUAAUGGAACUCCAGCUCCUGCUUCCACAGUUCGAGAAGGAGGUAGCCCAACAGGUUCCAGUGCAACAAGCACAGGUCCUGCUGUCUCCUCAGUUGGGGCAACUGGCAGAACAGCAGCAACUGCUGCUGGAAGCUCCUCUGCUGCUAUUCCCGCUGCACCCACAGCUGACUCAAGUGUCCUGAUGGUUGUGUCUAGAUCAACUUCAGCUCCUGUCUCCUCCACAUCUGGACAAAGUGGCACCCCACCAGCAGGAACUGUAGGCACCUCACACAGCGAAUCCUUCACUGCUGCAAUAGCUGGCACCACCACAGCAGCCUCUCAUGAAUCCUCAGCUCCAUCCUCCACAGCUGCAGGGCACUCCACCACAGCAGGCCCUGGUGCAAACUCAGCUUCUGCUUCCUCACAAACAGAAAGUGCUGCCUUAAGAAGAGUCCCAGUUGUCACCUCAGCUCCUGCUAGUUCCACAUCUGGGAGAGCUGCCACCACCACCACCACCACCACCACCACAACCACCACAGAAGCUUCUGCUGGAUCCUCUGCUCCUGCUAGUUCCACAACUGGGAGAGCUGCCACUACCACCACCACCAUCAGGACCACCAACACCAUAGAAGCUUCUGCUGGAUCCUCUGCUCCUGCUGCCUCCACAUCUGCAGGUGAAGGCACCCCAGCUGCCCCUAAUGGAAGUCCAGCUCCUGCAUCCACAGCUGGAGAAAUAGGUAGCCCAACAGGUUCCAGUGCAACAAGCACAGGUCCUGCUGUCUCCUCAGCUAGGGCUACUGGCAGCACAGAAGCACCUGCUGCUGGAAGCUCCUCUGCUGCUUCACCUGCUGCACCCACUGCUGGAACAAAUGUCCCAAGUGCUGCCUCUAGUGCAACCUCAGCUCCUGUCUCCUCCACAUCUGGGCAAAGUGGCACCCAAGUAGCAGGACAAUCCAGCACCUCAGCCACUGCAGCCUCCACUGCAGGCAGAGCAGGAACCACCACAGCAGCCUCUCCUGAAACCUCAGCUCAGGCCUCCACAGCUGCAGGACACUCCACCACAGCAGGCCCUGCUGCAAGCUCAGCCCCUGCUUCCUCACAAACAGAAAGUGCUGUCUUCAGAAGAGUCCCAGCUGUCACCUCAGCUCCUGCUAGUUCCACAUCUGGGAGAGCUGCCACUACCACCACCACCACAAACACCACAGAAGCUUCUGCUGGAUCCUCUGCUCCUGCUGCCUCCACAUCUGCAGGGGAAGGCACUUCAGCUGCCCCUAAUGGAACUCCAGCUCCUGCUUCCACAGUUCGAGAAGGAGGUAGCCCAACAGGUUCCAGUGCAACAAGCACCUCACACAGCGAAUCCUUCACUGCUGCAAUAGCUGGCACCACCACAGCAGCCUCUCAUGAAUCCUCAGCUCCAUCCUCCACAGCUGCAGGGCACUCCACCACAGCAGGCCCUGGUGCAAACUCAGCUUCUGCUUCCUCACAAACAGAAAGUGCUGCCUUAAGAAGAGUCCCAGUUGUCACCUCAGCUCCUGCUAGUUCCACAUCUGGGAGAGCUGCCACCACCACCACCACCACCACCACCACAACCACCACAGAAGCUUCUGCUGGAUCCUCUGCUCCUGCUAGUUACACAACUGGGAGAGCUGCCACUACCACCACCACCAUCAGGACCACCAACACCAUAGAAGCUUCUGCUGGAUCCUCUGCUCCUGCUGCCUCCACAUCUGCAGGUGAAGGCACCCCAGCUGCCCCUAAUGGAAGUCCAGCUCCUGCAUCCACAGCUGGAGAAAUAGGUAGCCCAACAGGUUCCAGUGCAACAAGCACAGGUCCUGCUGUCUCCUCAGCUAGGGCUACUGGCAGCACAGAAGCACCUGCUGCUGGAAGCUCCUCUGCUGCUUCACCUGCUGCACCCACUGCUGGAACAAAUGUCCCAAGUGCUGCCUCUAGUGCAACCUCAGCUCCUGUCUCCUCCACAUCUGGACAAAGUGGCACCCAAGUAGCAGGACAGUCCAGCACCUCAGCCACUGCAGCCUCCACUGCAGGCAGAGCAGGCACCACCACAGCAGCCUCUCCUGAAACCUCAGCUCAGGCCUCCACAGCUGCAGGACUCUCCACCACAGCAGGCCCUGCUGCAAGCUCAGCCCCUGCUUCCUCACAAACAGAAAGUGCUGUCUUCAGAAGAGUCCCAGCUGUCACCUCAGCUCCUGCUAGUUCCACAUCUGGGAGAGCUGCCACUACCACCACCACCACAAACACCACAGAAGCUUCUGCUGGAUCCUCUGCUCCUGCUGCCUCCACUUCUGCAGGGGAAGGCACUUCAGCUGCCCCUAAUGGAACUCCAGCUCCUGCUUCCACAGUUCGAGAAGGAGGUAGCCCAACAGGUUCCAGUGCAACAAGCACAGGUCCUGCUGUCUCCUCAGUUGGGGCAACUGGCAGAACAGCAGCAACUGCUGCUGGAAGCUCCUCUGCUGCUAUUCCCGCUGCACCCACAGCUGACUCAAGUGUCCUGAUGGUUGUGUCUAGAUCAAAUUCAGCUCCUGUCUCCUCCACAUCUGGAGAAAGUGGCACCCCACCAGCAGGAACUGUAGGCACCUCACACACAGAAUCUUCCACUGUUGCAAUAGCUGGCACCACCACAGCAGCCUCUCAAGAAUCCUCAGCUCCAUCCUCCACAGCUGCAGGGCACUCCACCACAGCAGGCCCUGGUGCAAACUCAGCUUCUGCUUCCUCACAAACAGAAAGUGCUGUCUUCAGAAGAGUCCCAGCUGUCACCUCAGCUCCUGCUAGUUCCACAUCUGGGAGAGCUGCCACCACCACCACCACCACAACCACCACAGAAGCUUCUGCUGGAUCCUCUGCUCCUGUUCCCUCUACAUCUGCAGGGGAAGUCACCCCAGCUGCCCCUAAUGGAAGUCCUGCUCCUGCUUCCACAGCUGGAGAAACAGCCAGCCUAAUGGGCUCCAGUCCAGCAAGCACAGGUCCUCCUGUCUCCUCAGCUAGGGCUACUGGCAGCACUGCAGCACCUGCUGCUCGAAGCUCCUUUGCUGCUUCUCCUGCUGCACCCACUGCUGGAACAAAUGUCCCAAGUGCUGCCUCUAGUGCAACCUCAGCUCCUGUCUUCUCCACAUCUGGACAAAGUGGCACCCAAGCAGCAGGAACUGUAGGCACCUCACACACGGAAUCCUCCAAUGUUGCAAUAGCUAGCACCACCACAGCAGCCUCUCAUGAAUCCUCAGCUCCAUCCUCCAUAGCUGCAGGGCACUCCACCACAGCAGGCCCUGCUGCAAGCUCAGCUCCUUCUGCCUUCCUGACUGAAGCAGCUAGUCCCACACCUGGAUCAGCUCUCACCCAAGCUCUUUCUAGUUUCACACCUGUCACCAAAGUCCUGAGUGCAGUUUCUUCUUUCAAAUCCUCCGCCUUCACCUCCUCUGGAAGUCUUCUUACCACAGCAUCUUCUAUCCCAGUUCUUUCGAGUCCCUCUGUCAUUAAAACAGCAGGGACGACAGGAAUCUCAGCCAAAUCAAAUGUAACAACAGGAAGAACUACCAGUACACCAGGUAGUAACAAUGUAGCCCCAGGGAUCACAACCAGCCCCAACAUAUCCCAGACAGAGUGUCCAGGCACGCUCCCACCAGCCCCAGUGUGUCAAGGCCCACUGGGAGAAGAGAAAUCUCCUGGAGACGUAUGGACAUCAAAUUGCCAUCAGUGUACCUGCACCGAAGCACAGGCGGUAGAUUGCAAACCUAAAGAAUGUCCUUCUCCACCCACAUGCAAAGCCGGAGAGAGGCUAGUGAGGUUCAAAUCGAAUGAUUCCUGCUGUGACAUUAGCCACUGUGAACCAAGAACGUGUUUAUUUAACAAUACUGAUUAUGCGAUUGGUUCGUCCUUUGAGGACCCCAGCAACCCAUGUCUCUCCUACACCUGCAACGCCACAGGCUUGGUGGCCGUGGUUCAAGACUGUCCGAAGCAAACAUGGUGUGCAGAAGAAGAAAGAAUCUACGAUUCAAAUAAAUGUUGCUAUAAAUGUAAUAAUGACUGCAGGACUACUCCUGUGAACGUGACCAUUAGGUACAACGGUUGUAGGAAGAGGAUCGAGAUGGCAAGAUGUGUAGGAGAGUGCAAAAGGACCGUCAAGUACAAUUAUAAGACCUAUCAAUUGGAGAAUUCCUGCUCUUGCUGCCGUGAAGAAAACUAUGAGUUCAGGGACAUUGAUCUUGACUGUUCAGAUGGCAGCAUCAUCUCUUACAGAUACAGGCACACUACCACCUGCUCCUGUCUGAACCAGUGUGAACAGUCUACAGCAAGUUAA